CCCGCCCCGCCAGCGCCGCCAUGGGCUGAGCCGCGGCGGCUCCGGGCUGCGCGCCCCGAGGAUGGAGAGAGCCAUGGAGCAGCUCAACCGGCUCACGAGGUCCCUGCGCCGCGCCCGCACCGUGGAGCUGCCGGACGACAAUGAAACUGCUGUCUAUACCCUGAUGCCGAUGGUUAUGGCUGACCAGCACAGGUCUGUCUCAGAGCUACUAUCAAAUUCAAAAUUUGAUGUGAAUUAUGCAUUUGGACGUGUGAAGAGAAGUUUGCUUCAUAUUGCAGCAAACUGUGGAUCAGUGGAGUGCCUCGUUCUGUUACUGAAAAAAGGAGCCAAUCCAAACUACCAGGACAUUUCAGGAUGCACACCUCUCCAUUUAGCAGCAAGGAAUGGCCAGAAGAAAUGUAUGAGCAAGCUGCUGGAAUACGGUGCAGAUGUCAACAUCUGUAAUAACGAAGGCUUGACUGCGAUUCACUGGUUGGCUGUGAAUGGGCGAACAGAACUGCUUCAUGAUCUUGUUCAGCACGUGAGUAACGUGGAUGUCGAAGAUGCGAUGGGACAGACAGCCCUUCACGUAGCUUGUCAGAACGGACACAAGACGACGGUGCAGUGUUUGCUGGACAGCGGAGCAGAUAUCAACAGGCCCAAUGUAUCAGGAGCAACUCCCCUCUAUUUUGCUUGCAGCCAUGGUCAGAGAGACACUGCACAAAUUCUCUUGAUGAGAGGAGCCAAAUAUUUACCAGACAAAAAUGGCAUUACUCCCCUGGAUCUCUGUGUGCAGGGUGGCUAUGGAGAGACUUGUGAAGUCUUAAUACAGUACCAUCCAAGGCUUUUCCAGACAAUAAUUCAAAUGACGCAGAAUGAGGAUCUCCGGGAAAACAUGCUGCGGCAGGUUCUGGAACACUUGUCCCAGCAGAAUGAAAACCAGUAUCUUAAAAUCCUAACAAGCCUUGCUGAAGUUGCUACAACAAAUGGUCACAAACUGCUUAGCUUGUCGAGUAAUUAUGAAGCUCAAAUGAAGAGUCUCUUAAGGAUCGUGAGGAUAUUUUGCCAUGUCUUUCGCAUUGGCCCAUCCUCUCCCAGUAAUGGAAAUGACAUGGGCUACAAUGGAAAUAAAACUCCAAGAAGUCAGGUGUUCAAGGUCAGAAAAGUAUAUGAUGUUGUUAGGAAGAUAGACGUUAAAGAGAUGAAUGUCACAAAGCAUGCAUUCAUUAAUCAGACAUCUCAUGAACAGGAACCACUGGAACUGCUCUGGCAUUCUCUAGAUGAAUGGCUCGUUCUUAUAGCCACGGAGCUGAUGAAGAACAAAAGGGACUCUGCCAACAUUACUUCUAUUUUACUGAAGCAGAAAGGACCAAAUCACCAGGAUGCUGUUGCUACGCCUGCCUUUGCCACUGCAGGAGCUGAGGGCACAAGCGAGCUAUCCGCUGACGCCGGCCAGUCAGAAACAUCCGAUGUUGCAGGGAAGCAGGAAGCAUGUGCUGAUUGCCAGGAUGUUAUCUCCAUGACAGCCAACAGGCUAAGUGCUGUCAUUCAGGCCUUUUAUAUGUGCUGCUCCUGUCAGAUGCCUCAAGGGAUGACCUCGCCUCGCUUUAUAGAGUUUGUGUGUAAGCACGAUGAUGUCCUGAAGUGCUUUGUUAACCGAAAUCCCAAAAUAAUUUUUGAUCACUUUCAUUUUCUUCUUGAGUGUCCUGAACUAAUGUCCAGAUUUAUGCACAUCAUAAAAGCUCAGCCGUUUAAAGAUCGCUGUGAGUGGUUCUAUGAACAUCUGCACGCUGGGCAGCCAGACUCGGACAUGGUGCACAGGCCUGUCAAUGAAAACGACAUCCUCUUGGUUCACAGAGAUUCUAUUUUUAGGAGUAGCUGUGAAGUUGUCUCCAAAGCAAACUGUGCAAAGCUGAAGCAGGGGAUUGCCGUGCGAUUUCACGGAGAGGAAGGCAUGGGACAGGGAGUGGUGCGGGAGUGGUUCGACAUCUUAUCCAGUGAAAUAGUGAACCCAGACUAUGCCUUAUUUACCCAGUCAGCUGAUGGAACAACUUUCCAGCCCAACAGCAACUCUUCUGUAAACCCAGAUCAUCUGAACUACUUCCGUUUCGCAGGCCAGAUCCUGGGGCUGGCUCUGAAUCACAGGCAGCUGGUGAACAUCUACUUCACAAGGUCAUUCUACAAGCAUAUUCUUGGCAUACCUGUAAAUUACCAGGAUGUGGCAUCUAUUGAUCCAGAGUAUGCAAAGAACCUGCAGUGGAUUUUGGAUAACGACAUCAGUGACCUGGGUUUAGAGCUGACUUUCUCUGUCGAGACUGAUGUGUUUGGAGCAAUGGAAGAAGUGCCACUGAAGCCAGGGGGUGCGAGUAUACUCGUCACACAGGAAAACAAGGCUGAGUAUGUCCAGCUUGUCACAGAGCUUAGAAUGACAAGGGCCAUUCAGCCUCAGAUAAAUGCCUUUUUACAAGGCUUCCAUAUGUUCAUUCCACCCUCUUUGAUCCAGCUUUUUGAUGAAUAUGAACUGGAGCUUUUGUUGUCUGGGAUGCCCGAAAUUGAUGUGAAUGAUUGGUUAAAAAAUACCGAAUACACCAGUGGCUAUGAGAGAGGAGACCAAGUUAUUCAGUGGUUCUGGGACGUCGUGGAAGAGCUAACUCAGGAAGAGAGAGUAUUACUGUUACAGUUCGUUACUGGCAGCUCCAGGGUGCCUCAUGGUGGCUUUGCCCAUAUAAUGGGUGGCAGCGGACUGCAGAACUUCACAAUUGCUGCCGUGCCGUACACUGCAAACCUUCUGCCGACAUCAAGCACGUGCAUCAACAUGCUCAAGUUACCUGAAUACCCCAGUAAAGAAAUCCUUAAGGACAGGCUUCUCGUGGCAUUGCACUGUGGAAGCUAUGGGUACACCAUGGCGUGAGGAAGGCUGGACAACUCGCCUGGCUACUGAAGCGCAAUUCCCAGCCACACAAGCAGUUUUGGAAGCUGCCAAUAGAAAAGCAGCUUAGAUGCUGCAGCCCAUUGCCAGGGCUGGUCUUUGGACUUCGUGCAGGAUCAUCAGCUUCUGCUCCACCACGUGUCGUCCAAGCCACAAACCUCUCAGUACGCCGUGUGUUCGUUUCUGAGAGUGGCAGGUCUCCGUGGAAAUCAGUGGACACCCUUCUCACUGUUACUCCAGUCUGACCCCCAGAGCCUCUUUCCACAGCCCACUUGGGAUUUGUGCAGCGGUGUGGGUGGCUGGCGUUUGCGUUUCUGGCUCCUUGGCGCUGGGAUGCCGUCCGGUGAGCGGGCAGGCUCGGGCCUCGUGCCUCGCUGCCUGCCAAAGCGCCAUCUAUUUUUGCAGAGAACACUGCAGAAGGUUCCCCUGGGGCACUGUACAGCAAGCCAGAGCUGAUGUAUUUUCCAUUUCUUUGCGCAGCACCGGGAGAUUUUAUAACUUUUGAGUGUCUGGUGGAUAUGGGAUGUAAAGGUUGGACUGUUGGCGCUGCAGACGGGUGAAGCGAGCGGCUGGUUUCUAUUCCAAUUUACACUAUAUUCUACUAAAUAUUUAAAGCAUUUGUGACUCUGCAGUCAACCUGCAGUUUGGCAUUUGUAAACAUUGUUUAAGAUACAUUCCCAUUGGUUUGAAUGCCUUUCCUCUUUCCUUGACAUAAUUGUAUGCUCCAAAGCUGUUAUUAAAUGCUCAUAUUUUUACCAGA
Colius striatus (speckled mousebird) is the source of this 3668-nucleotide messenger RNA. It is a transcript of the gene HACE1, whose product is annotated as HECT domain and ankyrin repeat containing E3 ubiquitin protein ligase 1. Gene Ontology annotation, cellular component: nucleus. The coding region runs from base 62 to 2890 and encodes 942 amino acids. The transcript is spliced from 24 exons. NCBI's taxonomy places the organism in Eukaryota, Metazoa, Chordata, Aves, Coliiformes, Coliidae. The record is from RefSeq and is a predicted model, not a curated record. Gene Ontology annotation, molecular function: protein binding; ubiquitin-protein transferase activity. Gene Ontology annotation, biological process: proteasome-mediated ubiquitin-dependent protein catabolic process; protein polyubiquitination; positive regulation of protein catabolic process.